AUCAAUUUCGUUUUGUCCCUUAUCUCCACGUGCUUUUUAAAUUUCUUUUGCUCCUUCUUCUUUUAGAAAAUUUAUUCAAGAAAGUAUAUUUAAAAUUUAAGUGUUUAACCCUGAUAAUACAGUAAAGUAUCCCACUGAAGCUGAAGCUUGUGAGGAGGAGUUACAAACCUUCAGGGAAAACGACAUAAGGAUCAGAUUGGAGAGUGCUGAAAGAGGGCUGAGUCCUGAAAUAUUCAGCGUUAUGUAUGAUUUGGAUAGAACAGAAUCCUCCAUUCCAGCAAAAUGUCCAGAUUGAUACUGAGUCUACUUAUCCCCUGCACCAUGAAAAAAGUGGAAGAUUCAAGAGUUCAUGUGUCUACUGAGGUGUCAAUCUUACCACAUUGAGGUUCUCAACUGUUGAAGUGAUUCAACGAUUGGCAAGAACUCUACUCGAUACGGCCUGUCAGCAGAUUUCUGGUUUGUAUAAACUCAAUUACUUUCAAAUCUUGGAUCACCUUCUGCUUGGCGUGCUAUUCCUCCAAGCCUUGAUCUGUCAACGGAUCUGUUAACUUGUGCACAAUGCCGAGUGGUCUGCUAUAUUCUUUAUGCCGUGCUGUGAACCGAGGUGAUCUUGGAACAGUGAAAAACUUGUUCAGCGUAUUUGGGUUCAACUGGCAAGAGCUGGCAGGAGGAUACUUAUUGGUCUGUACUGCUGCUGAGCAAGGAUUCACUGAUAUUGUAAAGUUCCUAAUUGAGAAUGGUGCAGAAGUAAAGGAUUUUAUCAAAGCUUUUGAAAAUACACCCUUACAUUUUGCUGUUCUAAAUAACAAAUUAGAACUGAUCAAAAUUUUACUAGAUAAAGGAGUUUCCAUUGAUGAAAAAAAUCAACACUGUCAAACCCCUUUGCUCAUAGCAAUAGAGAAAGGAUUUGUGGAAAUUGCAAAAUUCCUAGUAAAGAAUGGUGCACAGGUAAAUGCUGCAAAUAAUGGUAAUUCAGAUACACCUCUACAUUUUGCUGUUCAACACAAUAGUUCAGAAUUGGUUGAAAUGCUUGUCAAAUGUGCCGUCGUUGAUGCAAUGAAUGAGAAGCAUCAAACUCCUUUGCUUUUAGCAGCGGAGAAAGGAUAUGUGGAAAUUGCAAAACUCCUUUUAAUGAAUGGUGCACAGGUCAAUGGUACUAACGUCAGUGAUAGAGAUACGCCCUUACAUUUGGCAGUCCAAAAUAACUGUAUUGAACUGGUUGAAAUUUUGCUGGAGCAAGGUGCACUUAUUGACGCAAGGAACGGAGAGCGUCAAACUUCCUUGCACAUAGCAACGGAGAAAGGAAAUGAAAAUUGCAUGCUCUUAUUGCUGAGGAAAGGUGCAUAUGUUGAUCCCAUAGCUCGAUUUGGCGAGACGCCUCUGCGGAUUGCUGUCAAAAAACAGUCCUUAAGUUCAGUAGAAUGUAUCCUAAAAUUUUGCCCGAAUCUGAACAAAAAUAUCUACAAAACAAUCCUGAAGACAGCUAUGUGCGGUGAAAGUAGAGAAAUUGUCAGUCGACUAAUCCAAUACGGUUUUUCUCUGUCUCAAGCUGACGUACAUGAUUGUGGUCUCCUCCAUGCUACUGUUGAGAAAAAUCAGCUCCAACUUGUCAAGUUCCUGUUGAAUCACGGUGCUGAUCCCAACUGCCUUUAUAAGGGUAAUACUCCUUUGCAUUCUGCUGUCCGAAAUGGGAACAUAGAGAUCGUGCAAUUGCUUCUAAAAGCAAAUUGCCGAGUGAAUGCUGUUGACACAUUUGGAAAAACACCACUCUACUAUUCCAUUGAUUAUUCCAAAAAAGACAAAGGCUUAGAGAUGCUAAAAUUGCUCCUUGCUAGUGGUGCCAAAAUUAAUUCCAAGAAGUUACUGCACGAUGCCGUCAAAUAUGAGUGCUUUGAGAUUUGUGAAGUACUCACUAAUAAUGGUGCUAAUCCCAACUACUCUAGAGAUGGACACUUGCCAUUACAUUCUGCAAUCAAAAGUGGACGUACCAAUAUUGUCAAGUUACUUCUUGAUGCCAAGAGCAAUGUGGAUGCUGUUGAUGAAUCAGGAAAAACACCCAUUGACUACUCUGUGGAACACGCCAAAAAUGAAAAUGGCACUGAGAUUUUCAAACUUCUCUUAGCCAAUGGUGCUACAGUCGAUAAAAGUUUGCUACACAAUGUCGUAAAAAAUGAGUGCUUUGAGAUCUGUGAAGUUCUCAUUAAUAACGGAUGCGAUGUUAAUGCAUUAGAUGAGCAUUACAGAACUCCGCUGCUUUACACAGCUUACCCACACUCCUCUUACUUUACUAACAAGGAACUUAAUCCUGAUGAAACUUAUCGUAUACAAAUUGCAGAACUUCUGUUAAAUAGUGGAGCUGAUGUAAAUGCCAAGUGCAAACGGGAUGAAACUGCACUUCAUUUUGCCACUCAGUUUGGGUUUGAAAGGCUUGUAUGGUUCCUCCUCCAGAAUGGAGCAGACGUGAACUCAUUUGAUAAAUUAGGUAAUACAGCCUUAACUUUUGCUGUGGACAGAGGUUAUACGAACAUUUUGAAAGCUCUGAUUAUUCAUGGGGCAGAUGUGAAUGCAGUUAAUCCUUACAUGGAUCUUACACCAUUGCAUGAAGCUGCAAUCAGCUGGCGUGGUAUUGCUGAGACAGUUGAAAUUCUUCUAGAACACGGAGCAGAUAUUCACAAAGUUACAGAUAAUGAUGAGACAGCUCUGCACCUAGCAUCUGAGAGGGCACAUGCUGCUGUUUUAGAUGUUCUUUUAAAAAAUGGUGCAGAUGUGAAUGCCUUGAAUGGAGAUGGUCUAACCGCAUUGCACGUUGUUGGAAGAGAGGAACAUGAUGUUCCCUAUGAUGCUGUCAGGGUACUCCUGAAGCAUGGAGCAGAUGUCAAUUGUCGCUCACCGUCGGGGGAAACACCAUUGCACAUGUCAGUGCAGCGCUGGGCAAAAAGGCACAAAAAAGUUUUGAGACUUCUGUUGGAGAGUGGUGCUGAUGUAAACGCAGCUUGUAAUAAAGGCAUGACACCAUUGCACAUUGCCGCAGGAGGUAAAGGCUUGGAGGACCGAGUAAAAUUAGUAAAACUUCUUUUAAAAUAUAAAGCAGAUGUCAACAAAAAGAAUGUUGCCGGUGAAACUGCACUGCAUCGGGCCUCUUGGAAAGGACAUCAUCAUGUUGAAGAAGUCCUUCUCUCAAAGGGAGCAGAUAUAAACCUACUAAACAAUUUAGGACAGACUGCACUUGAUCUUACUCAUGAUGAAAACAUAUUUUUAUCUUCAAGUUUUGAUUCUAUCGAUGGUUGUCCAGAGCUAAGUAGAGAAAGUCUGCAGUAUCAUGCAAUUAUGUUAAAAACUGCCGGAUUUUUUGUGUGCCAAAAUAAUCUGAAAUGGAUUGAAGACAGUGAUAAUGAUUUUUUAGUCAAUAUUAAAUAUUUUUGUGAGAAAGAAGUUGCCAUGAUGAAAAGCCAUAAACUAUGCUGCCAUCUAUCUUUAUUUGAUUUUUUAGUUGGUAAUACAAAUCCACGAUGUUUUAAUGAUCAGAAUUUACAUGAGGCAUUAGACUCAGUUGACUUUCACAUGUAUAAUAUUUAUCGAGAUCUUCUCGUGCGUAAUAUAAGAGACAAUAAGCUGCGUUGGAAAUUACUCACUGCAGGGUUUGAUUGGUUUAUCAUCCUGAUCAAAACUGGGAACAUUCUUAACAAAAACAAAAUCGCAUUACUACCGCCAGAAUUAGUGGAAAAAGUGCUUGAGUAUUUGAAUAAUGAAAGCUUGAAUAGUUUGAUUCUUUGUGGUAAACAGGUAGAAAAACAAUUCAGAAAAUCAACAAUGUCAAUCACCUAUUGAAUGUACACUCGUCAAUUUUUUGCCCACAUUUAAACAACACAAUUUUAUUUAGUAAUCUACUCAGUUACCUGACUUUUUGUACCUACCUACGUUUGUUUUUUGUUUCUGUACCUAUAUUGCAAUAAUUUCUAGGAAUACGAAGUUUUGUUGAAGAAUAUGAAGUGAUAUUUUUGAUGGUCUAGGGAAGGUUGAUCUCACUGAAUACUUAUUUUUAGUACUUUUAUGCCACAGGGCUUUCAUUAAUAAUUUAAUAUUGUAUUUGGUUGCUGCCAACCGUCGGCUUACUGCUUUUAUUGUAGGUACUAAUUAAACCUAAAAUUAAUACUGAUAUAUACUUUAAGUCUAUGCUAAAAUUUGAUAUUGCUAAAGAAACGCCUCUAUAAGAGGUUACAAUCUAACAGUUUCUGUUUAAUAAAUAUUUUUCUUACACUA
This is a messenger RNA of Bemisia tabaci, 4260 nucleotides long. RefSeq lists its product as uncharacterized. Gene Ontology annotation, molecular function: protein binding. The record is from RefSeq and is a predicted model, not a curated record. NCBI's taxonomy places the organism in Eukaryota, Metazoa, Arthropoda, Insecta, Hemiptera, Aleyrodidae.